AGAUGUUUUGGUACCAGUUGUACGAAUGUAAACUUUGCAUUUCGUGGUGUAUGCAACCGUUGUGGAAGUGCAAGGCCUGCUGGUGCGGGCGGUGGUGGUGCAUGCGGUGGUGGUCGGGGUAGGGGUCGUGGUGGUUCUGAUUCAGGUGGCGGACGAGGUGGAGUUGGUGGUCCUACUGGUCUGUUUGGUCCUAAUAAUUGGUCUUGUCCAAUGUGUGCUAACAUCAACUGGGCAAAGCGAUUAAAAUGCAACAUCUGCAGCACGAAUAAGCCCGGUGUUAGUGAAGGGGGUGUGAGCGUGAGAGGAGGGCGUGCUGGUGGGUACAAAGAACUUGUCGAAGAAGAAUUAGAGGAAACAAAGCGUCGAAGACGGGAAGCUGAAGAAGAGGAUGAUGGUGAGAUGUAUGACGAAUUUAGAAACUUGAAGAAGAAGUUUCGUGUCAAGGCGCAACAAACUGAAGCUGGUCAGGUGCUACCUGGAACUGGGCGGGCAGGCUGGGAGGUUGAGGAGCUACAUACUGUCGUCCGUAUAUACGUUUUUUUAUUUUUCUCAGUUUGCGGGGGGCAUAUUAAACUAAUUAGCAGGAAUGAGUGAUAAAGAUAGAAGAGAAAGAAGCACAGACAGAAGGGAGGAAAGAGAAAGCAGCUAGAACAGAUGUAGAAGCAGAAGUCGUAAGAGGGAUAGGGGUCGGGAAAGAGAGCGUGAUCGGGAUUACGAUUACGAAAGAGACCGAGAAUAUGGCCGGGAGAGGGACCGGGACCGUCACAAGUAUCAUCAUUGAUUGUUAAUCUAUAAAAUUUGUGUUUUUGAAAGGUUUUUCAAAGAUCAGUUUCUUUUGGUUCUGCAUUUGCAAUGUGAAUUACUGGAGUCUUGGUUCUGCACUCACAUUACACUGUGUUACCACCUGCUGGAGUUCUGUGCAAGAGACGGCUCCUUGAUAGAGAGAAAUAUUUGGUGCUGCAGAUGAGGACGCUGAAAAGCUUCGGUUGCAUACAGUUGCAGAAGCCGGUGAUAUGGGUUCACUAGAAAAGAUGGUUGAUGGUUCAGUCUCAGAGGAUUCAGGUGAAGGCUCUGAAUGAGGUUUUGUUCUUCCAUGAUUUUGCAAGACUAUUGAGAAAUAUAGCAGCUCCAAAAAAUUUUUAUUGUAAUAAAUUCAGUAACAAAGUCCAUUGUGUAAAAAUAGGGAUUGAUUUUUCUUAUCUAUUUUUGUGCCACUUAAAAGUAUAAGUAACAAGGUCUCCUUCAUCCAUAACUUUGAAACUGUUUGAUAAUAUUUGAGGUCAGUAAUUCAAUA
Helianthus annuus (common sunflower) is the source of this 1294-nucleotide messenger RNA. RefSeq names its product transcription initiation factor TFIID subunit 15. The transcript has 6 exons. The record is from RefSeq and is a predicted model, not a curated record. The annotation marks the transcript as partial. NCBI's taxonomy places the organism in Eukaryota, Viridiplantae, Streptophyta, Magnoliopsida, Asterales, Asteraceae.